Postia placenta MAD-698-R-SB12 is the source of this 3324-nucleotide messenger RNA. RefSeq lists its product as hypothetical. The record is from RefSeq and is a predicted model, not a curated record. Gene Ontology annotation, molecular function: P-type proton-exporting transporter activity; ATP hydrolysis activity; ATP binding. NCBI's taxonomy places the organism in Eukaryota, Fungi, Basidiomycota, Agaricomycetes, Polyporales, Adustoporiaceae. The coding region runs from base 48 to 2900 and encodes 950 amino acids. Gene Ontology annotation, cellular component: plasma membrane. The transcript is spliced from 6 exons. Gene Ontology annotation, biological process: regulation of intracellular pH; proton export across plasma membrane.
AGGACUUUGGUCAUGAGGAGGCAAAAGCUACACACGCCAAGGUUGAUAUGUCGCAAAUCCAAUUGCGUGCGGAGGAUCUCUAUGACAAGGAGAAGGUCGACCUCGAGACGAUCGUCGUCGAGGACGUUUUCAAGUUGUUACAGUGCAGUGAAGAUGGUCUAUCGGCUGAGGAAGUUCAGCGGCGUCUCGAGCUAUUCGGCCCUAACAGGCUCGAAUCUGAAGAGCAGAAUGCCUUCCUUCAGUUCCUGAGCUUCAUGUGGAACCCCUUGUCCUGGGUUAUGGAGGGAGCUGCUCUUGUUGCCAUUGUCCUGUCAAACGGAGAGCACAUGCCGCCUGACUGGGAAGAUUUCAUCGGUAUCAUCACAUUGUUGCUCAUUAACUCGGCCAUCGGUUUCUAUGAAGAGCGUAAUGCUGGUAACGCUGUCAAGGCUCUCAUGGACUCGCUUGCUCCCAAAGCCAAGGUCAAGCGUAACGGUUCGUGGAGCGAGAUCGAGUCCGCCGACCUCGUUCCUGGUGACAUGAUCUCGUUCAAGAUUGGUGACAUCGUUCCUGCCGACUGUCGUCUUACUGAGGCUAUCAACGUCUCGAUCGACCAGGCUGCGCUUACCGGAGAGUCUCUGCCUCAAGGUAAGAAGCUUGGUGACCAGUGCUUCUCUGGCUCUACCUGUAAGCAGGGUGAGGCUGAGGGUGUUGUUAUCUCAACGGGUCCCAACACGUUCUUCGGUCGUGCUGCGUCUCUUGUUGGCCAGGAUGAUGACACCACCGGUCACUUGCAGAAGAUUCUUGCUCAGAUCGGAUCGUUCUGCCUGGUGUCAAUCGGGAUAUUCGUCAUUGCCGAGAUUUUCUGUCUCUACGCCGGUUUCCGCUUCCAGUACCGUCGCGGUCUCAACAACAUCCUGGUGCUCCUGAUCGGUGGUAUCCCCAUUGCUAUGCCCACCGUUUUGUCCGUCACCCUCGCUGUCGGUGCCCAGCAGCUCGCGAAGUACAAAGCCAUCGUCACCCGUAUCACUGCCAUCGAGGAGCUUGCCGCCGUCACCAUCUUGUGCUCUGACAAGACUGGUACGCUCACCACGAACAAGCUCACCAUUGAUCGCGAAACCGUCCGCACCUACGGUCCUUUCUCUUCGGAAGACGUCAUCCUCCUCGCUUCCUACGCUUCCCGUACUGAAAAUCAGGAUGCCAUCGACGCUUGCGUCGUUGGUGCUCUUGGCGACACCUCCCGCGCUCGCGCUGGCAUCAAGCUUCUCGACUUCAAGCCUUUCAAUCCUGUCGACAAGCGUACGGAGAUCACCUACCGCGAGGAGUCGUCUGGCAAGCUCAAACGCGUCACCAAGGGUAUGACUGGUAUCAUCAUCGAGCUCUGCACACGUAACAAGACGGACGAGAUCGAGAACCGUCUCGAGGCCGAUGUCGAGGAGUUUGCCAUGCGUGGUCUUCGUGCUCUUGCGGUUGCGUUCGAGGAGCUCGAGACUACCGACCACGAGGGUGAGGGUAAUGGUUUUGAGCUCAUUGGGCUCCUUCCCAUUUUCGACCCUCCCCGUGAGGACACUAAGCAGACCAUCGACGACGCUCAAGCCCUCGGCGUUCGUGUCAAGAUGGUCACCGGUGAUCAGCUCGCUAUUGCGAAGGAGACAGGUCGUCGUCUCGGUCUCGGUGACCACAUGUAUCCCGCCAAGGUGCUCAAGGACGGACCCGAACCCGGAGGCAAGCACGGUUCGCUUGACGAGAUGAUCCUCGAUGCCGACGGUUUCGCGGGUGUCUUCCCCGAGCACAAGUACGAGAUUGUCAAGCGCCUCCAAGGUCUCGGUCACUUGGUUGCCAUGACUGGUGACGGUGCCAACGAUGCUCCCGCUCUGUCCCGUGCUAACGUUGGUAUUGCCGUCGAGGGUGCCACCGAUGCCGCGCGUGGUGCAGCCGACAUUGUCUUGACGGAGCCUGGUCUUUCGACGAUCGUGCAUGCUAUCCGUGGUUCGCGUGUCAUCUUCCAGCGCAUGCGGAACUACUCGAUCUAUGCAUGCGCCGUCACCAUCCGUAUCGUUGUCUGCUUCGCCAUCCUUGCCUUCGCGUUCAAAUUCGACUUCCCGCCGUUCAUGGUUCUAAUCAUUGCGCUCCUCAAUGACGGCACCAUCAUGACGCUCUCGGUCGACCGUGUCUUGCCUUCGAGCACGCCUGAUAGCUGGGAUUUGGCUGAGAUUUUCUCGUAUGCCAUUGCCUAUGGUAUCUAUUUGACCGCGUCGACGAUUGCUCUUGUCGCUAUUUGCAUCAAGACGGACUUCUUCUAUCGCAAGUUCGGCGUCACGUUCGAAGGCGGUGCGACAAUGGCCACGAACCACAAUGACUACAUCCUGCAUUCAGUCGUGUACUUGCAGGUCGCGAUCAUCUCUCAGGCGCUCAUCUUCGUCACGCGUUCGCACAGCUUCUUCUUCAUGGAGCGACCCUCGUUCGCUCUCAUGGGUGCCUUCUGCAUUGCCCAGCUCAUUUCGACCAUCAUCGCUGUCUACGGUGACUGGGGCUUCACGCAGAUUCACGGUAUCUCUGGAGGCUGGGUUGGUAUUGUCUGGGUUUGGGACAUUGUUUGGUUCGUUCCCCUCGACUGGAUCAAGUUCGCGAUGAAGGCGACGGUCAUCAGAAAGCUACGUGAGCGCCACCAGGCUGAGGUUGCCAAGGCUGCCGCUACUGCUGCUGGCGGUGUCCCGAUCACGCGCACUCAGUCGCGCGCUGCGUCGGUGCACGAGUCGCUCUACUCGAACCGUGUCUCGUUCAUUCGCCGCGCGGCACGCAAGGUUGGCUUCGGCCAGAAGGUGUCGAUGAAGCCCGAGGAGCUGCAACGGUUCAGCAGCAUCCAGGCUCAGCGUGCGGGUGCCACGCUUGCACGUAACCCUUCUCGCGCUGCCGCAUAGAUUGGCAUAUGGCUCCUUGGUCGAUGAUUCGGUCUCGGUGUAACUCCUCUUCCCGUCUCACAUUCUGCGUAUACCCUACAUGUCGCCGCCGUUCCUCUACACCGAAACACUGUUUCGUCGACCGAUAGGAUCCCUCAUGUCUGCCAUGUCCUGUUUGUGUUUCAUACAUAAUGAUUGUUCGAUGUUUUACGUACACGCAUCUGCGGUAUGACUGUAAUUUUGUUGCAUUGACCCUUACGCAUAUUUCACGAAAAGUAAUCAUAGAUAUCAAACACAUCGCGCUUAUGAGAAAAACCGAGUAACUCAGCGCUUCUCGAAAAUUCGUUAUAUUAUUACUAUUAGUACCGCAGUAAAUACCCCUUAGGGUGCAUACUCUGCGAGCAGCUCAGGUCAAUUACAUUUUGAUUUUGCUGCAUGACUGCUC